CACAAUUUACCUGUAAUGAUUUGGUUUCAUGGAGGAGCGUUUGUGAUCGGACAAUCUAGUAUAUAUGAUGCCUCUACUCUUUCGGGAUUCGGAAAUGUAGUAAUAGUAACCGUUAAUUACAGACUGGGUCCGAUAGGAUUUUUAGCCACAGAUGACGACACAUCUAAAGGUAAUUAUGGGCUCUGGGAUCAGCAAAUGGCUCUUCAGUGGGUUCAUGACAACAUUAGAUCUUUUGGAGGUGAUCCAAACCUUGUUACAUUAUUUGGAGAAUCGGCUGGUGGAGCCAGCACAUUUUUGCAAGCUCUCUAUCCUAAAAAUAAAGGGCUUUUCAAGAGAAUAAUUUCUGAAAGUGGAACUGCUAUGUGCCCAUGGGCUUACAGUGAAAGAAACACUGUUGGCAGAUUUUCUAAAUUACUUGGAUUGAGAUUAAACUGUUCAAUUGCGACAAAUGCUGAACUACUAAAAUGUCUUCGAAGUAAACCUUUUGAAGACUUAAUUACAAAUGCACAAGUGGGAACAAAAGAAGAUGAGAUAUACCGUCCCGAGUGGGUCCCAGUCGUAGACGGAGAAUUCAUCAAACAACUUCCUCCAGACGUGUUUCUGUAUCCCGAAACUAUGAUAGCUGAUGGAAGAAAUGCCCUUGCUGAUCUUGACCUUUUAAUUGGGAUCAAUGACGGUGACGGUGGAUUUAUUACUAUGGUUUCACUUCUCCCAUUUGUGCAAAGUAAAGUUACGCCGACAUCUUCUGCUCUUCAAAUAGUCAACAGUUACGUGACUAAUUCCAUGCUUACAGAUCGUUUUGGUCUUACCACUGCUUCUCUCGUUGAUGCCAUGUCGUUUCUCUAUACAAAUUGGUCAGAGCCUAUGACGAAUGAUACCUAUCUCCAUAAGAUACUGAGCAUGUCCUCUGACUACCAAUUUUUUAUGCCAGCCAAAUUAUCCGCUCGUGCGCAUGCUAAAGUACAGCAUCCGGAACGGCACACAUAUAUGUACCUUUUUACACAUCGCUCGUCAUUUGCUCGCUCGAUUCCUUGGGUUCCUGGAGCAGGCCACGGUGAUGAACUACCUUACGUGUUUGGUUUCCCUUCCACUAUGCAAAAAGGACUUAAUUUUCAAAACAGUCUUCCGUCAGACGAGGUUUCACUUUCGGAGGAAGUCAUGACAUAUUGGACUAAUUUUGUCAAGACAGGUGAUCCUAACAAACCAGUUCCCGUUCGAAAAACAUGGCCAGAAUUUGAUGUCCAUUCUGAACACUAUUUGGAUAUCAAUACUAGGUUAUCAGUAAAAUCUAGAAUGGACGCGGCUCGCACAGCAUUUUGGACAGAACUGGCACCGAAAAUGCUCCAGAAUGUACACGAUUUUCACCGGCCUGACUCAGCUACUGCCCACAAUACAAAUGUGCCCGUUUUCAACCAUAUCCUAGGUUAAGCAUAAGACAUCCCCCUCUUUACCAUAUCCUGCUAUGCGGGAAAAUAAUGUAGAAGUAUGCAGAUCGAUGUCUUCAGUAUAAUAGUUAUUACAAAAUUUACCUCCAAAUAUGAAUAUAAUAAGUAUUUGUUUUGAUGAGAUUUAUUAGAUGUAUAGCGUACAUGUAUUCCAAACACAUUUAUGUGAAGGGAAAAUUACAUUCACAACAUUAUGCAAUAUAGUUUUACUGAGGGUCGCGUCGCUGGUAAAACUUAGUUUGCUACAUUUAAAUCCUGCAACAGUGACGGUCGCAACUAACCAACGAGAAGAUCAUUAUUCCCAUUCUAAGAUAUUUCCGAAUUUUAAUUUAUGGUUACCCCUUUUUUCAUUGAGUUUUGUUUUAUGUUUGGCGCCAUUUUGUAUGUUAAUAUUCUAUUAUGAAGUCACAAAUGAAAGAUUUGCGUCUCAUUUAACUGUCUCAAACCCCA
This is a messenger RNA of Ostrea edulis (European flat oyster), 1895 nucleotides long. Its product is annotated as neuroligin-2-like. NCBI's taxonomy places the organism in Eukaryota, Metazoa, Mollusca, Bivalvia, Ostreida, Ostreidae. Gene Ontology annotation, biological process: postsynaptic membrane assembly; synaptic vesicle endocytosis; neuron cell-cell adhesion. Gene Ontology annotation, cellular component: synapse; cell surface. Gene Ontology annotation, molecular function: neurexin family protein binding; signaling receptor activity. The transcript has 2 exons. The record is from RefSeq and is a predicted model, not a curated record. Bases 16 to 1428 code for a protein of 470 amino acids.